Pelobates fuscus (common spadefoot toad) is the source of this 2775-nucleotide messenger RNA. It is a transcript of the gene EIF3B, whose product is annotated as eukaryotic translation initiation factor 3 subunit B. Gene Ontology annotation, molecular function: RNA binding; translation initiation factor binding; translation initiation factor activity. NCBI's taxonomy places the organism in Eukaryota, Metazoa, Chordata, Amphibia, Anura, Pelobatidae. Bases 193 to 2235 code for a protein of 680 amino acids. Gene Ontology annotation, biological process: translational initiation. The transcript has 19 exons. Gene Ontology annotation, cellular component: eukaryotic translation initiation factor 3 complex. The record is from RefSeq and is a predicted model, not a curated record.
GCGGAGGUGGUUCGCUCCUUUUCCGCCAGCCGCCGGUUCCAUGCACAUGGCCUGCUAGAGCGUCCGAGCCUCGAGUUGCACUCCGUGUCGGGCUGUGAGCAGAGCUGGCUGCGCUAACAUCGGACGGUACCCCCAGGAACACACGCACAUCCACUCACAGGAGCCCAGAGGCGGCCUGAGCCGUGCUGGGUCAUGCAGGACACCGACAACAUGGUGGCCGACGGCGAGCUGGAGCUGGACGAGGAGGACAUCUCCUUCAGCGACCCGGAGGACUUCGUGGAUGAUGUGGACGAUGAUGAGCUGCUUUCUGAUAUUGUGGCCGAGCGCCCACAAGAAACCGAUGGCAUAGACUCUGUAGUCGUGGUGGAUAAUGUACCGCAGGUUGGUCCUGAUCGCUUGGAGAAACUCAAGAAUGUCAUCAAUAAGAUCUUUUCCAAGUUUGGGAAAAUUACAAAUGAAUUCUAUCCCGAUAGUGAUGGGCUUACUAAGGGGUAUAUUUUUCUUGAGUACUCUUUGCCAACUCAAGCGCAGGAAGCCGUAAAGGGAGCCGAUGGCUACAAACUUGACAAGCAACACACAUUUCGCGUGAAUCUCUUCACUGACUUUGAUAAAUAUAUGGUCAUUGGUGAUGAGUGGGAUGUUCCUGAGAAGCAGCCUUUUAAAGACUUUGGCAACCUUCGUUCAUGGCUUGAAGAUGCAGACUGUAGAGAUCAAUUCAGUGUUAUAUUCGAAUCAGGAGACCGAACUACCAUCUUCUGGAAUGAUGUGAAAGAGCCUGUUCCAGUUGAGGAGAGAGCGCGUUGGACAGAAACAUACGUUCGUUGGUCUCCCAGAGGCAACUACCUGGCCACGUUUCACCAGAGAGGGAUUGCCUUGUGGGGAGGGGAGAAAUUCAAGCAAAUACAGAGGUUCAGCCAUCAAGGGGUCCAACUCAUUGACUUCUCACCAUGUGAAAGAUAUCUGGUUACAUUUAGCCCUCUAAUGGACACCGAAGAUGACCCCCAAGCCAUCAUUAUUUGGGACACACUCACAGGGCAAAAGAAGAGAGGAUUCCAUUGUGAAAGCUCUGCACAUUGGCCUAUAUUUAAGUGGAGUCACGAUGGCAAAUUCUUUGCCCGAAUGACACUAGAUACACUCAGUAUCUAUGAAACUCCAUCUAUGGGUCUUCUGGAUAAGAAGAGUUUGAAAAUCACUGGAAUAAAGGACUUCUCGUGGUCUCCUGGUGGUAAUAUCAUUGCCUUCUGGGUACCUGAAGAUAAAGAUAUACCUGCCAGAGUGACAUUGAUGCAGCUUCCUUCCAGACAAGAGAUCAGAGUCAGGAAUCUCUUUAACGUUGUUGAUUGUAAGCUCCACUGGCAAAAGAACGGAGAUUAUCUCUGCGUCAAGGUCGACAGAACACCCAAAGGCACACAGGGCGUAGUAACAAAUUUUGAAAUCUUCAGAAUGAGAGAGAAGCAGGUCCCUGUCGAUGUGGUAGAAAUGAAAGAUUGCAUCAUCGCUUUUGCGUGGGAACCAAAUGGAAGCAAGUUUGCUGUACUGCAUGGAGAGGUCCCAAGAAUAUCAGUGUCUUUCUAUUAUGUGAAAAACAACGGCAAAAUUGAUCUUAUUAAAACCUAUGACAAGCAGCAGGCUAAUUCAAUAUUUUGGAGUCCCCAGGGUCAGUUCUUAGUUUUGGCUGGUUUGCGAAGCAUGAAUGGUGCAUUAGCCUUUGUGGACACCUCCGACUGCACCAUAAUGAACGUUGCCGAGCACUAUACAGCUUCCGAUGUGGAAUGGGAUCCAACGGGCCGUUACGUAGUGACAUCUGUGUCAUGGUGGAGCCACAAAGUGGAUAAUGCUUACUGGCUAUGGACCUUCCAGGGCCGUCUGCUUCAGAAGAACAGCAAGGAUAGGUUCUGCCAACUUCUCUGGAGGCCAAGACCCCCGACUUUGCUUAGCCCAGAUGAAAUAAAAACAAUCAAAAAGGAUUUGAAGAAAUACUCAAAGAUAUUUGAGCAGAAGGAUCGUUUAAGUCAGUCCAAGGCCUCAAAGGAACUUGUGGAACGUAGAAAGACCAUGAUGGAUGAGUAUAAGAGUUAUCGGGAGAUGGCGCAGAAGCUUUACCUGGAUCAGAAAGAAGCACGUCUGGAGCUACGAGGUGUGGAUACAGACGAGCUGGACAGCAACAUAGAAGACUGGGAGGAGGAGACGAUUGAGUUCUUUUGUACUGAAGAAAUUUUCCCCCUGGAGGAGUAGUCCCGUAAAUUCUGCGCCUUGUCUCAUCUAGCAGUGACCGUUCUUCUGAGUCCAAAAAAACCCGCCAAAGGUUCUAUUUUAUUCCUUCAUCUGCGACCUUGAAUGGACGUUGCGUGUCUCCUUAAUGAAGUUGUGCCUUUUUAGUCUUCUUUUGAAGAGUUUACAAAAGAGCACUUCUUUUUAUUAAUUAUUAACUCUUGUUCAAAGUAUCGCAACCUGAUCAUCAUUGGCUUCAAAACCAUGAAAUCUACACACUCCCCAUCGCUGGUUUUUACCCGGCCAGUCCGUGAUGCCCUGGAUUGGUGUUUAGCAGCUCAAGGUGCUCUGGUUCAACUAAUGAAGAAUAGCUUUUUGUACUUCCACACAAAACAGAGAGUGAACUGUUCUGGCUGGCGGAAAAAUAUUAAACCAACAAGUCGACUUUAUGCACAUUUUAGUGUACUGAACCAGCAUUAUAGCGGACUGUAUCCACCUCCAUUCAGAUUGCAACUUUGUGGGAUUAAUAUGGAAUUUAAAGUAAAAAAGAAUGAAAAACAGAAA